Messenger RNA from Arabidopsis lyrata subsp. lyrata, 2454 nucleotides. Its product is annotated as glutathione S-transferase T3. The record is from RefSeq and is a predicted model, not a curated record. The coding region runs from base 1243 to 2142 and encodes 299 amino acids. NCBI's taxonomy places the organism in Eukaryota, Viridiplantae, Streptophyta, Magnoliopsida, Brassicales, Brassicaceae. The transcript is spliced from 5 exons.
GUCGACGUGGCACGUGCUGAUUGGUGCUGCAAACGCGUUUUUGGCUAAAGGCAGAGAAAAAAAAAUUUCUCACCUCUCUCUCCCGAGAAAACCUAGAACUCCUCCUCCUCCGCCGAUUUCGAGUUUCCCUCUCCUCCGCCGAUUCGUCUUCACGAUCUUGCUUUCGGUACCUACUCUUCUCUUCCGGCCGUCUAGGGUUUCUCUCAGAGUGUCAUCAUAAAAAAAACAGAUUCUUGUCUCCGAUCCUCGUCGCUCUCCAGUCAUCUGAAGAUUCUUCGAGCUUCUCUUGACCACACACUUUCAAUGGCGAAAGCAGUGACCGCUCCAACUCCGUCUCUCUCCGAGGUUACAUUAAAGGAUUGUGGUACCGGCUCCUGUUUCAUCAUACAGUUCUGGGUUUCAGGCGCCUUUUCUUCCGCAAAAGAAUCAAGGCAAGAAGAAGUUUCCACAGAUUGGUCAUGUUUAUGAGAUUCUUGUUAUAGGUGCUCUUUCUCAUACUGGUUUGGAGUCAUCGAAUUUGAUUGUUGGUAUUGAUGUCACUAAGAGCAAUGGUUGCUUCUGUCACAAGGCCAACUUCUUUUGCACCCAUUAUUGAAAGGACGAUGACAAUUGUGGAAGAAAGUGGAGGGCAAUACCAUGUUCUUCUCAUAAUUGUUGAUGGACAGCUGUGGAGUCACUCAAGGAUGGUGAGAAUUGUCAGAUCCUGAAACGAUGAGAAGCUGCAAAGGUGAAAGGUAAAACUUAUCAGUUUCCAGUUUCUGUGUGUUAAAGCUGCAUCCUAUCUGAAUAGAGAUUAGGAACAAUGAAUUGAAACUUAAAUGAAUUCAAUUGAUUUGAAUUGAUAUUUUGAACAAUUGAAUUGACUAGAAACUGAUAAGUUGAAUUUAAUAGUGAUUAGGUAGAUAUUGUUGAGAGUGAAUUUAAUGUCAUCUGUAUAAGAAUAUUUUCUCUGUGUAUAGAGUCUUUUUAAUGAUCUAGAUAUUGUUGGUGAUGAGGUUGUAUUAAAUGCAAGUCUGAACUUAAAAUUAAAGGGAAUUAAAAUGAUGAUGAGACAUUAGCUUUUUUAACUGAAGUUAUGAGAUGGGAAGUGUCUCAGUGAGUUGAAUUAGUAAACCAAACACUUAAACUGAACUAUAAUGACUCGUAUUCAAUACAAAUUUGGUUGAUCUUGUCAUGAGUGUUUGUCUUUAUAAUAAGUUUCUGAGAACUUAAACAAACCAUUAAACUGAACUAAAACACAAAAUGGCUUCCAACUUGAACUUUUCCUCCUCUCAAUCCUUUACCAAUCUCUUGUUUAGCCAAGAAGAAAACCCAACCCCUCUCAGUCCUUCACAGCCUCCUCCUCUCAGUCCUUCACAACCUCUUUGUUCUGAAUCCCAAACACCCACAGCAGUAGCUAGGGAACCUAGAGUGAGAUGGAGUGUUCCUGAAGAGAAGGCACUUGCAAGUGCCUGGCUCAACACAUCCAAAGACUCUGUUGUAGGGAAUGAGCAGAGAUCUGCUGCCUUUUGGGAUAGGGUUGCAGUAUAUUAUGCUGCAUGUCCUGCUGUCUCUAAGCUCACCAUCCGAGAGGCCAACACUUGCAAGCAGAAAUGGCAAAAAAUGAAUGAGCUUGUCAUGAAGUUUGCAGGCUGUUAUGAGUUUGCCUCUCGGACUCCUCGCAGUGGAGAGACUGAAGAUGACGUUCUUGUGCUUGCCUACAAGCUGUACCACCAGGAUCAAAAAACCAAGUUCAGUCUUGAGCAUGUAUGGAGAAUCCUCAAGACUGAUCAGAAAUGGUGCAAUUGGUGUGAGACAAAACUUCCUGUUAAGAAGAAAGCUAAACUUUCUGAAGUAGAAGAAGAUAGUCUUAAAAGGCCAAUAGGGGUCAAGGCAGCCAAGGCUUUAGCCAAGUCCAAAGGUAAGGGAAAGAUUGAAGGAGCUGACGCUGGUUCUGCUGCUGAACUUCAGCUUUUGUGGGAAGUGAAAGAGAAAGAUUUGGCUUUCAAAGAGAGACUCUCCAAGCAGAAGCUACUUGACAGCCUUCUUGGAAGGUCUGAUGGAUUGAGUGAGAUGGAAAUUGAACUUAAGAACACUCUUAUCAAAGAGUAUCUGUCUGGAAGCAAUGUGUUUGUUUCUGAGAAUGAAUAUUCUGGUCUUUAGGCCCUCCUCUUGGAAGCUAGUGAUGUCGGCAAGGAAUGGAUUGAGUGGUUCUUUUGCUUUAUUGUAGUGUACUGUGUCUGUUUUUACUCGGAUGUACUUUGUAAGCAGAAGCCACUUGUUUUUUGUUUUGGUAUGGCACAAUGUAUGGUCGCAAGUGGUUGUUUUUCUAUGGUCAGAACCUAGUUGUUUUUAUUUUGUAUUGUAUGAAUGAAUGUAUUAUUGUCGACAAUGUAUGGUCGGCAAUGUUUUACUUUAUAUUGUAUGAUGCACAAUGUAUGAUUUUAUAUUCUCUUAUAUAUAUGUCUUUGUGUU